UAGCAGGGGGUUUGUGAGGUACGGCUGUAUUCCUCAGGGGCUGACGGGCCGCAGCGGCGGACCCGGAGCUCUGGCGGCAACACGGAGGCCCAGGCUGCGUCCGAGGGCUCGGGGCCGGGCGCCGCUGGUCCCGAGUCGGCCCCUCCGGUGACAGUGCUGGUGAUGCGGCAGGACGAGGCCGCGGCGGACGGCGCUCCAAGGCCCGGCCCGGCGGGGAGCGAGGCGGCGGCAGCGGCGGACGCCGAGGACGAGGCAGGGGACGACGACGCCGACCUGCUGGACACAUCGGACCCCGCGGGCGGCGGCGAGAGUGCGGCCAGCCCCGAGGAGCUGGAGGACGAGGGUGCGGAGGGCGGCGGCGGCGGGACGCGCAGGCGGGGCGCCAAGACCUGCACCUACCAGGGCUGCCGCGAAACCACCAGCCAGGUGGCCAAGCAGCGCAAGCCCUGGAUGUGCAAGAAGCACCGCAACAAGAUGUACAAGGACAAGUACAAGAAGAAGAAGAGCGACCAGGCCCUGGGCUCUGGCGGCGCCUCGGCGGCCAGCACGGGCAACGUCAAGCUGGAGGUAUGCGCCUCGGGCCCCGGGCCAGGGCAGGAAAGUACAGACAACAUACUCUCCAUUGUCAAGCAAAGAACAGGAUCUUUUGGGGAUCGCCCUGCAAGGCCUACUCUUUUAGAACAAGUGUUAAAUCAGAAAAGACUGUCAUUACUAAGAAGUCCAGAAGUUGUCCAGUUUCUACAGAAACAGCAGCAGCUAUUAAAUCAGCAGGUUUUGGAACAAAGACAGCAGCAGUUUCCAGGAGCACCAGUAUGAGGGCCCAGCACCUCUGACUUAUUUUACUCUAAGGGAUGAAUGGACUUUGACACUAAUGGUGAUGCCCUGAUAACCAGGCACUGGUGGUGCACACCUGGCAUCCCUGCACUUGGGAGGCUGAGCCAAGAGGAUUCCGAGUUCAAGCCAGCCUGGGCUACAAAGCAAGCUUCUGUCUCAAAAAAAGAGGCAGAGAGGGGCUGUUAAAAGUAUUUUCCUAUAAAUGUGCGUGUGCAUUUGGGGAUAAAUAAGUAUUGCAUUUUUGCAUCUAAUCCUUUCAGAUCACCAUGAGUUUGAAAAAAGUCACCUUUACAGUUUCUAAUGCUUUUUUAGUUGUGCUUACUGAAGCUCAUGAGGCAGUUGCUUUCUGUGGAAGUCAUAGUUCAUGUAAUCUCAGUUCAUCUAGCACCAUGAUUCUCAUCAUGAGGCAUGGAAAAGAACAGUGUGUUUUGGGUUGUCGUAUUGACAUUAAACAUAGCUAGGCUGGAGUGAGGGGCCAGGAAUACUGCAUGUUCUUCAGUGUGUGAGAUACUACCACAACUAAACGUUACCUUGUUAUUAAUCACCUCAGCUGCAAUGAUAGGCUGAGAUCAGAGUACCAUGGUCAGGUUCUUGUAAUAACCUUUCUUUAUAGUUGAGGCUGCAGAUGUGAUAGCUAAACACGGUUAUACCUGUGAGGAAAGUGGUUACUAAUCUCUUUUCAUGUAAACUAGAGAGAAUGCAUUGAAGUUGGCACCUCUAUUGCUAGUGUCACUCUCCUUUAAAGCACACCAUCUCUAUUGAAUUUGUGAACAGUUUAGAAACACUCUGCCUGCCAAGGCCAGGGAAGAAUUGGUCUUCUUGGAUGUGUUUUUAAUGUUCUUCAUAAAGGAGAGCCUGAAAAUGGUUUGUCAGUGGUUUUCAAAACCAAACUACUUUAACACUUAUUCCUAAGUACUGUUAAAGGAGUCAUGAAUUAUUUGGAUUUGUAUGUAUGUGUACUUUCUCGUAGGAAAACUUUAAAAAGACAAAAAUACCAUAAGAUAAAGAAUCAUAUGUCAGGAGUAUAUCCAGGGGUAGGUUAAUAAAGGUGUCUCAAGGUGGACUCUGCAGAAAUGUGUUAAUUGGUUGAUUCCUAAGUUCUAAAAUGUAUUUGAUGUUAAACUUACAGCUACUACAAUAAGUACUCAAAGGGCUGGGGAUGCAUUUGCCUAGCAUGUGCAAGGCCAUCAGUUCAAUCCCCUGCAUCACCACAACAUUAAAAGAAAAAAAAGAAAAGGAAAAAACACAAGGAAAAUGAUGUUUUUCUUCAGUUUGUGUUGUAUAUUUGUGUAUCUGAAAAAGACCCUUUUGCAAAAAUUAUUAAAGUCCAGUUUCUGACCUUUA
Messenger RNA from Phodopus roborovskii (desert hamster), 2178 nucleotides. RefSeq names its product regulatory factor X associated protein (gene Rfxap). Bases 163 to 816 code for a protein of 217 amino acids. The record is from RefSeq and is a predicted model, not a curated record. NCBI's taxonomy places the organism in Eukaryota, Metazoa, Chordata, Mammalia, Rodentia, Cricetidae. Gene Ontology annotation, biological process: regulation of transcription by RNA polymerase II. The transcript has 3 exons. Gene Ontology annotation, cellular component: nucleus.